This is a messenger RNA of Baudoinia panamericana UAMH 10762, 399 nucleotides long. RefSeq lists its product as uncharacterized. The annotation marks the transcript as partial. The record is from RefSeq and is a predicted model, not a curated record. The transcript has 2 exons. Lineage: Eukaryota; Fungi; Ascomycota; Dothideomycetes; Mycosphaerellales; Teratosphaeriaceae.
GAGAUGGACGAGCUGCGCUGUCUGAACUUGAAUGUAACCACUCUCACUACGUCUGUGAAGAACCAGACACCGCUGCCAGUGCUCUUCUUCAUACAUGGUGGGGGUUUUGCCGGCGGCAGCUCCAGCAUCCAGAUCGCCGACCGGGAGAUCUACGAUCCUCGGAAUGUCGUUCGGGUAGGUGCUGCGACGGGCAAGCCAGUGGUUGUCGUAACCAUCAACUACCGUGUCGGACCACUGGGAUUCCUUGCGUCGCGCGAGCUUGCUGCUUUCAACCGAAGCAACGGCGAGAUUGUGGGCAACUAUGGCCUCCACGACCAACGUCAAGCUUUGCUGUGGGUUGCGCAGUUCAUCUCCGGGUUUGGCGGAGACCCCAACAACAUUACCAUUAUGGGCGGCAGU